Molecule: messenger RNA, 9376 nt
Organism: Xyrichtys novacula (pearly razorfish)
Lineage: Eukaryota; Metazoa; Chordata; Actinopteri; Labriformes; Labridae
Source: the annotation of a GenBank genome assembly
AUGGAGAAGGUAGCGGAGCCGUCUUGGACUUCUUCGUACACCUACCAGGUGAGCAAGCACAGUGCGGAGAUGCUACACAACCUCAACGUUCAGAGGAAAGAUGGAGGCAGGUUCUGCGAUGUGGUCUUACGCGUCGGCGAGGAAAGCUUUCCCGCUCACAAAGCCGUGCUGGCGGCGUGCAGCGAGUAUUUCGAGUCGGUGUUCAGCCGCCAGACGGAGGGUGACAGCGACGCCAAGGAGCUGGAGAUGCACACCAUCAGCCCAAAAGUUUUUAAAGACGUUUUGGACUUCGCCUAUACGUCGAGGAUUGUGGUGCGGCUGGAGUGUUUCCCGGAGUUAAUGACAGCUGCCAAGUUUCUGCUCAUGCGGUCGGUUAUUGAGAUUUGUCAGGAGGUUAUCAAACAGUCCAAUGUGCAGAUACUCGUCCCGACAUCGAGAGGGGGAGACGCCAGCCUCUUCCAGGCCGCGGCCGCCACGGAGCUGGGCUUCCCGGUGGCACAGCAGGAUUUUGUCAACGGAACGGGGAUUCUGGUGAACGGUCAGGGCUUUUCGAGCGGCGCGGACGGGAGGGAAGACACCGCGGCCGUGUUGUUAGAGGACGGCGGCGAGGCGUCGGUGCCGAUGUUAGAGCCUGUGGAAGGUCUGCCCGUUUCCCCGACAACAGAGAUAUCGGGGAGCACGUUUCAACACGACGCUGGCUCCCCGGGGUCGAAGAGGAAUAGGGGGAGACCAAAGAAACCCGACGGGGUUGUGGAAACUGUAAACUUUAACAACAGCCAGCUGAAAGACAGCGUGUUGUUCCCGUGUAGCACAUGCGGCAAAGCUUUCACCGAGGCGUCUCGCUUGAAGAACCACGAAGCGCAACACGGAGCUAACCACAGCGGUGUACACAAUGCCGGUGACAGCCUGUCAUCAGCGGGGGGCAUGUCUUUGAUAUCGCAGCCCGGGCUGGUGGAGAACGGGGGGAUGACGCUGGAUAAUGGUCGGAAAAGGGAAAGGACACGGCGGCAUGUCGGCUGUGACAUUUGCGGUAAAGUUUUCCGCGAUGUUUACCACCUGAACAGACAUAAGCUGUCUCACUCCGGGGAGAAGCCAUAUGCAUGCCAUGUGUGUGGACUCCGGUUCAAACGCAAGGACAGGAUGUCAUACCAUGUGCGGUCCCAUGACGGGUCAGUGGGCAAACCUUAUGUUUGCCAAAGCUGUGGUAAAGGGUUUUCAAGGUAAGGUAUCCAUCACUAUGUCUGACAGCAUUUGACUAGUUGUUCAGUGAUGUAGAGCAACAUUUCUUACCAUUGAUACAAGCAGAUGUCAGAUUAGUUUUUUGAGAACUGAGCAGCCAGGUAUAAAUUGUCUAAAUUGAGAUGUCAAUCCACUCAAAAGAUGUAGACACACAGAGACUUUCAGUACACAACAAUGAUCUCAAAGUGAGACCAAAUCCAGUAAAAAUAAGUCUGGCAUUGUCACUACUUGCUCUUGUGAACUGACAUAAAUCAGCAAUCAAAGAACGGUGGAGUAUUACAGAAUAAGAAAUACUUUAAUAAUCCCCUGAAAUUGCUUUGUCAUAGUACUCAAGUGCAAAUACAGCAAAAGAGGAGAUACAUAAUAGAUAAGUAAAAUAAGUAAACAUAUAGAGAUAAUACACAAGUAUGAAAUAGUAUGCAUUUUAUCACUAAUUAAAAGAAAUAGUCUAUCUUUUUUUUCAAACCCCUACACUCCGAAAUGUGGUUUCUGUUUCCCUGGUGAGAAAAGUGCAGAGCUGGCAACAGUAUGGCUCAUCAUCUGUGUUCUUAAGCUUUUACCACACAAAACAGUUUCCCUAGAAGAGUGUUUUAAUACUCUAUAACAAUCUCAUCACCACCCCCUACUGUUGUGGGGGUUCAAAUACAUGCAGAUGUUGAGCAGAGACGAGAAUUAAGCGGUGAGCUGAAAAGAGUGAUAAUGCAGUGGAAUUAAGUUGGAGUUAAAGCAGCACAAACUUACCCAAAUUGAAGAGUUAACCCCCAGUUGACUGCACUGUUUCACUUGAUUAUGCAAACAUACCUGUGUUUAGUUGGUGUUAUUUUUAAUAUAUGCCUUUACACUUUCUUAAUUUAAUUUCAGAGGAAUACUGUCCAACAGAAACGUUUGAGUUGAUAAGUUGUCACAUGCAGAAUAAGAACACAGGAGAGGAAAUCAUACCACAACAGCAGUUUGCCAGGUUUUUCUAACAAACACAAAUUCUUCUUUGCGUUCUCUUUCCAGACCAGACCACCUGAAUGGGCAUAUCAAACAGGUUCACACAACAGAAAGACCCCACAAGUGCCAGGUAACACCUAGAAUCUACAGAUCUGACAUUGAGUGUUGUGAAAAGUCAAACCUCAUGAUAGUUUUAGAAAACGACAACAUAUUGAAAUGAGUGUUUUUGCUCUGUGUGUGUUUCAGAUAUGUAAUGCCUCAUUUGCUACAAGAGACCGCCUUCGAUCACACCUCGCCUGCCACGAAGACAAAAUCCCCUGCAAAGUUUGUGGCAAAUUCCUGCGAGCUGCCUACAUGACUGACCAUCUCAAGAAACACAGUGAAGGAACACACAACUACUGCGGUAUUUGCAACAAAGGUAAUACUUCAAAGUACCUCUACAAACAAACAAACUGCUCUGAGAAAAAUUUUUGUUUUGUGUGCAGACAGAUAUCCAGCUGAUGCGGAGGUUAUGCACAUUCAGAGAAUCAGAGCUCGGUGUAAUGUGGUCUUGGCUCUUGGUUAGAUCUUCCUGGGUCCAUUUUUGCACUGGGAAUCUGUGUGUGGCACCCCUGCCGUGUCAGUGCAGUGAUCUCACUGAAAUGAUUGAGGGGGUUCUCUUUGUAUUUGUUUGUUUUUAUUAUUCUAUCAUAGGACCAUGUGCAAAAUGUGUCACAGUCUGAAGUAAGGUGGGCGAUUUCUUUCCUAAAACCCAAAUAUGAUGCCCAGUAAAAAAACAAUUGUCUUCUGCCCCCUGACAUUAACUGGAGUUUUUUCCAUGGGUUGGCUUUUCUCGCAGCAGCUUCUUCCUUCUGCUGCAUCCAUCACAGCCACUUAGCUGCCAAGUCUUCACACUCAUAGGCUGACAAGUAAUCAUGUUUUAUGAUCCCAUUGGUGAUAGUAAGACACACUUGUUGUGUUUUUGCCUGUUGAAAACUGACAGAGAAAAUAGACAACCUGGUCCCUAUAUGUUUUCUCUUGGUCUUGAACUUUGGACCGUUGACAUGAGCUUCUCAGCACUGCACAAUAAGUGACAUCAAUGAAAUGACCAAACCAAGAAGACAAUUAAUUCAGAACAUACAGAAAGCAGACUUCCUGCAGACACACUAAUGCACACCCUGUCCGCAUUAUGUCUUAUAAAUCAGAGGAUAUGUUUUUAUCAUUUGGUUUUCACUUGUACGAGCAAAGUUUAACAUUCUGGUACUGUGACAACACUAAUCUGGACUAGGAACGGAGUCUCUCAGGGACAGCUUGCAUUGAGACAUCCUUUCUGGCUUUGCCAUCUGGCUUCUGUUUUGCUCCACACACACCCAGAUGGCAUGUAACAGUGCACUGAUUUGGCUCUUAAGGACUACUCAUAUUUUUAAACUUUAUCUGUCACUUAAUGCUAAACGAAAGAGUCAGUCCAUGGUUUUUGAAGCGGUAGACUGGCCACACAAUUUGGCCAACAGUCUGCUGUCUUCUUUUGGACCUGACAGUUGGACUUCUGUCUUUUUAGUUAAUCUGUGCUUCAUCCAAAUUGGAAGUGAAAUCCAGUGAAAAAAAGACAAUAGAAUCUUAUAUCCACAAAUAUAACACAAACAAACAAUAUGAUGUUUGCAAAUACGUGACUAAAAUAAUGAAUCCACAGGCUUCAUGACAGAAUUCAUGAAACAAAUGAAUGAAAAACGAUGGAGGAUCUGAGUUUCAAUCCAAUCCAAUCCACUUUAUUUAUAUAGCACAUUCUAAAAAAUAUUCAAGUUUUCCAAAGUGCUGCCCAGUAAAAUUUAAAAGAACAAACACUACAGAAAACAAGGAAAUAAAUAAAAGCAGGUAAAAAAAUGAAAUAAAAGAAAUGAAAUAAAAACGCAAAAGCAUAAAAGUGAUAAAAGGACCAUAAAAAGACAUAAAGGACUGAGAUCACACAACUCUCAUGCUGAGCUAAAAGCCAAGGAAUAAAAAUUUGUUUUAAGACGUGAUUUAAAAGUAGAAAAAGUGGGGGGUGUUUUGAUCUUGAGUGGGAAUCAGUCCCACAAUUUUGGAGCCGCAGCCAAGAAAGCUCGGUCACCAGGGGGUUUCAAACGAGUUUUAGGGAUGACGAGUUGGAGCUGAUCAGCAGACCUCAAGGAGUUUGAGAGAAAGACAUCAGUGUAGGCAGUCUUACUUAAUUUCUAAUGCUGUUUUGGCUGAAAAUUCAAAUCAUGGAGGAACUUUCAGAAUGUAUCAGUCUUGGCACACCACUUGGACAAAACAGCACCUUUGAUUUCUUGGAUAGUCUUGAUCUGAUCCAUACAUGUGUAAGUCAUGAUUUCUCACAUAAAAUCCCACCCCUGUGAGUUAUUGACCAUAAAAUGUAGCACUCAUCAAAAUAUCUGGAAAUUGUUUUUUUGAAUGCAGCUUAACAACUCAACUGAUUCCCACCUAAGGAUUCAGACAUCACAAAUAGGUUUUUGGCAGCAGACAGUCUUACUUUUGGCAUUCUCGGUUUCUUUUGUAUAAAUUGAAGUUUGUUUUGAUUAGGUUAUAACUGCUCAUGGAGGUUUUUCAGCCCAAUUGUGCCCCCACACAGAUGCACAGGGUGACAUGUAAAUUGCCAAACAAAGAUACAAAUACUGUAAUAAGGUCUUGGACAUGUUUUCCCUCGUCUAUUUCAGUUUAUUGGCAGCCAACAUGGAUUCAGCAUUUUGCUUUUUUUUAUGCUCAGUCCAGAGAGAUUAGAGCAGGUGUGAUAAAUUUUCUCAAACCCUUCAUAGCAUCUCUGUGUUUACUGUCACCUGUAAGCCUGUCAUCAUCUAAAAGGAAGCCCCCCCGUCCUCCUCAUAGUCAAGGCUUGGAGUGUGUCAAACAACUGCCUUGUUCUCUGUUCUUCUGGUCCCAGGUUUCUCCACUGCGUCCUACCUUAAGGUGCAUAUAAAGUCACACCAUGGCUCUCCUCUGCCCCCUUCUACCACAAUGCACACCUUCCCUGAGACAAGGGGGGAGCUGCAGAUGCACAACGGCAACCCUUACCACAUGGGACGCCAGUGCUCAGUGGAAGGCAAGCAGCCGCCCGCCCCAUCCCAAACUUUCAGUGUUUCUGGCUUGGAUGUGCUUUGCUGCUUCUUAAAGAAACAUGCUCCUGCAUCUUUGUGUAUGUUUGAAAACACAAGCAUACGUCAACCUCUGCUGCCAAGCUUUUCACUCAAACAUGCACUUUCAUGCAUUGGUUGUCUUUCUGAUGGUGACUGUCUGUUUGUCUUUAACUUUAAGAGGGGACAGUGUUUAGAGAAUCCUGCAGUCUUGAAGUGGAAAGGAAACAGCUCUUUAACUGCUACCACAGUUGUGUCGUUAACAGCAGCUUAAUCAGAAUAAUAAGGUCAGCUGUCGGGUUGGAAAUCUCAGUAUGUUCUCAGAAGUUUGUUUGACUCAUGUCAAACGUCAAGGCUGCAGAAACAGCUGGAGAAAUGUAUUUUUAAUAUAAGCUGUUUGCGUGUUUCACAAAUCAAUGGGCACAAAAACCAUGUUACAACGUACGUAAAUCACCUUUUCUGUAGUUCGUCUUGUCAGGAACCUGACACUAUGAACUCAUGUCCUGAACUAUUAAAAUGUUACCAAGAGUGAGAUGAAACUCUAUAAGACUGGAAGUUGUAAUUAUGAAUACUGCACGUACAUUUGACGCUCCUUCAUUGUCAAUAAUGGCUAAAAAGAGAGGGUUAGAUAUAGGGCGAUAAACCGAAAAUUUACCGAUACUGAACUUUACGACAACAACCAACAUUGUUUGGCCCAUGUCAAUAUAUUCGGUGUCAAAAAAUAAAUAAAAAGUUGGUUUUGGAUGUGUGUAGGUAGGCUAUGGUCUCAUGUCCCUUUAAGAUGCUGUCAUACAUCAGAGACGUGACUCCACCCCAUCCAGUCUGUGACAAAGAGGGAAAGACAUAUGAGGAGAUGGAGGACAGUUCAAAAGUUCUAGCGACGCAGUUAAUGUGGGAGGGGGUGAGCAGCUUGUGGAGUAGUUAUCAUCUAUUUAUCGUUAUCAAGGUGAACUGCUCAAUAUAUCGUGAUAUUGAUUUGAGGCCAUAUCCCCCAGCCCUAGUUAGAUAGGCUUGAGAGUUGCUGGUUCAUUUUCACGACCAUGUUAGAAGCUGGAGUGCUAUCUUUUACUUUCAUUUAUUUAUUUAUUUUUCCCAUUGGUGUGUGUUUGUGUGUUUGUCCAGCAUGGCCGUGGCAAACCGUUUCUGCUUGGCUGGUCCAUCAGCAGUUAUAUAACAAUGCACAGUGCUGCAUGAGUGUCUUAAUGUGUUCUCCAUUCGCCUGGGAAUCAUUGAAACUUUAAAAAGUUGUGCUUCUUUUAUGGGAGACGCAGUAACAUCGAGACAGUAGACAGUGAACUGUGAGCCACAAUGAUGCAAUGUCAAUAUUCAACACUUAGGAAUAGAUUAUCACAAAAAAAUAUAUAUAUAAGCCUCUUAAAUUUUUUUUCAUUGUUGGUACAGAAAAUAAUAAGUCAGCUGAUCGUUUUAUUGUCUUAGCAAGCUGAGGAAAAGUUUGCUGCUGCUGUUGAUUAAUGAGCUCUUGAAGUAAAUAUAGGAUUUUCACGAUGUCAUGUCACUUUACAUCAGGACUAAGCAACGACUGAUGUAAUAAUAUUAAGAUGAUCCAGAUUAGACAUGUUUUUAUGUGUACAGUUAUGGCAGUAUUACAGUGUUGAUGCGGUUUCUCAGUUUUCGCUGCCUGCUGUUUUUGCUGUUCCUGAAAUCAAACAUGAAUUUUUGUCAGAGGAAAAACAAAACUGGUUGUUCAGUCAGUCUGUGAUGAUUACUUCUUACAUUGCUGUUGGCAUAAGGGUAAUGGAAUUACAGGAGAUCUUAUCACAGUAGUAAAAAUGUUUUUAUGGACGACAAUUUGGAUUGAUAGCAGUUAUCAAAUGCUGCUGAGGAUGGCUUUAAAGGGAUAUUCCGGUGUAAAAUUAAGGUAGGGUCAAACAAACCAUAACACAGAGUUUGACACCCCGUCGAGAGAUGAAUAUUGUUGACUAAUUGCUUCUCUAGUUUUACCAACUUAAGAAACGACCGCGCAAUAGCAAUACACAGCAGUCUAUGGAGCCAUAAAAAGACCUCAACCAAAACGCCACUCUAUAGCCACAAAUAAUGCUCAGAACAGCACCGAACUUCAUCAACAGGACAUAUAGGGUCCUAGCCAUAGCACUAGCUACCAAACAUCUUUUUAACUUUGCCUAAUUUCUUUAGUAAAGAGACUAAACACAACUCACCUACUCUCUUCCAGCAGCCACUUGUUUGUAGCGAGCUCUCAGGCCAGUCCAUUUUGGUGAGUUGUGUUUAGUCUCUUUGCUAAAGAAAUUAGACAAAGUUAAAAAGAUGUUUGAUGGCUAGUGCUGUGGCUGGGACCCUAUAUGUACUGUUGAUGAAGUUAGGUGCUAUUUGUGGCUAUAGAGUGGCGUUUUGGUUGAGCGUGUGGCUCCUGAGCCCGCUGUAUAUUGCUAUCGUGUGGUCAUUACUAAAGUUGGUAUAACUAGAGAAGCAAGCGGUUGGCGACAUUAAGCUCUCGACGGGGUGUCUAACUCAGUGUUACGGUGUGUUUGACCCUAACUUAAUUUUACGACAUCCCUUCAAAUCAUACAUUGCUAGAAAGCUUUAAAACAAAAGAGAUGCUGUAAUCGUUUGUGUAAAGACUGAGUUGAAAUCUUACAUGGACAGUAUUCUGCAGGCACAGGUGAAGCAAACUCAAAUCGGUGAUGGCUGUCUGUUCUUUGAGGUGCAUCAGUGAUGUGAUAUAUGUUAGCAGAGCUAUCACAAAAUUACUUAAAUAACCUUUUCCACUGUGAAGAAAGACCCUGCUUGAGUGGUACAGCUUAUUUAACUUCACCUGGUAAUGCUAGCUUGUUAAUUAUAAUGAUGAUUUACGAGGAGUGAAAGGUGAAUUCGUUCAUCAGUGAUGGCUUGAGGGGUGGGAUUCACAUGGGGAUUCACUCACCAUAGAUCCAUUCAAACCUCUGUAGCAUUUACAGGCAGCAUUUGAAACACCAGUGAUGAAAUGAAGGUAACUCUGUCCGCAUGGUUUUCGCCGGCCUGUUAUGUCUGCCCCCCCCCUCCUUCCCUUCCCUUCCUUUUUCCCUGGCCGGGUGUUGUGUAGACCUGUGCGCCAGUCGCCAGCUGUUCCUCACCUCGCCUGAGGCAGAGGGUCGCUAUCAUGGACACCCAGCUCUUCCCCAGCCCGGCCCUCCAGCCUUGGGCCCGCAGCCUGAGCUGCUCAUGGGGAAGGCAGGUGGGGCUCCAUAUUUCUGGGAGGUUCGCUCUGGCGGGUUGCCUGGCUUCCCUGUCCAUGGGCCAGUCACAGGUUAGUACAGCCAAGCAGGAGUUGGGAGGGGGGCUCAGUGACAGCACAGGCAGUGUGUGCAGAGAGAAGGGUUCUCAGUGAAUACAAGGCAAAUGGACUAACAGAGAUCAUUUUUCAAUUUAUUCAUGUAUUUCCUCUGAGGGUGUCUGUUUUAAACUAUCAUGAAUGAUGAACCUGUUAAGUCCCGCCAUUUUUGUGCUUGUACUUGAGGCCCCUCCCCAGAGUUUUCAAUUAAAUUUCUGCGAGUGUUGUCCAGAGUUAUAUUUGAAAAAUAUUUUUUUAUUAAUGUGCCCGAAUUUCUACAUCCCUUUCCUUUUAUAUUCCCCCUUUUUCCCUCUUUCUCACUCCCUGUCCUCCUAUGUUUACCACAGAUGGACAGGAAAACAUCGGGAAAUGUCCUCACCUAGAAUCAGAAGAAUCAGAUCCUUCAUUUGGUGAGUUGCCAAAUGGUGACGAGCUUAAAUCUCCACACAAACCAGAUGGACCAGAGCUGGAGAUGCCCUCCUUAGCUUGUAACGGCUCCUCUGCGGGGGGCAUGGGGUCUCCUGAAGGAUCCAAAGCCAAGACAACAGACCCUGAGAAGAAGUUUAACUGUCCCAUCUGCGGCCAAGCCUUCCGCACCAAGUCCUACCUCAACAAGCACCAGCACAGAGUUCACAAAACCCAGAAGGCACAGGGGGCCUCUGGGUCGAGCUUGAACGAGCUGGCCCCCUCCCUGACCUCCCCCUUCUCCCCUCAACAAAACAUGUCUCUGCUUGAGUCCUUUGGCUUUCAGAUAGUCCAGUCUGCGUUUGCCUCUUCACUGGUAGAUGCUGAGGUGGGUCAGAGUGGACUCGACUUUGGAGGGAAGUGA